GUCACUGUCAGUGUCAUGACAGUCUUAGAAACUUAACCUAAAAACAGUUGUAUUGUAAUAGAAAUCAAUCAAGUUCUGGUGCCUAUUUAUUAUUUAAGCCAAUUAUAACUACAAAUUAAAAAUGAGACUCUCACAGGUCUUAAAAAAGCAGCAUCUUGAUUUUAUGUUCAAAAAACACUGGUUGGUACAGGGUAAACGAGUGCCAAUAGAUACUGGCGUUGAAGAAUACCUAAAGAAUAAGGGCAUUCCUGUUGUGGAUGCUUUGGAAUUUAUCAAAGAGAAAGAAGAACCUCAUGAAAAAGUUAACAUUGUAGGGUUUUAUGAACCACCAUUGCCAUUGGAUGAAAACCACCCUGAAUAUAAAGAAAAACCAUGUUAUACCCUUAAAAAUACGACUGUAUUAUUAGAAGGAAUUUCUCAAGCACAGGUAUUAACCAAAACGGUUAUAGCUGAAAAUAAAUUACCUCCAAAGAUAGAAGAAUUAGCUGAAUUAGAAGCACCUAAAGCUAUUCACGAGAAUGUAAAGAAAGCCAUCUUAUCUGCUAAUGUAUUUGAUUGUGAACAGAAAAAGUUACCUAAAAUUAAAGACCCAUUACGACCAGCAUAUAAUUUUCCCCGUAUACUAGGAAUCACUGACCGAAGAAGGAACCAAAUACUUACAAAUAGGCUUUUACAAAUAAUUGAAAGGAGCAGCGGAACAGAGGUUACUCAAACCAGAUAUGUAGUUAAUGAUGUUGAAUGCCAAGCCGUAUUUGACAAGGAGGAUGAACUUUUUCAAUUUCAAGAGGUGUCUAACAUACUGGUAACCACCAAUAAACCUCUGAAACACAACACUGAGAAUAAUAUACCAUUUGUUGAAAUACCUAACAUGCAUCCACUAAAACAUACAAUCACUCUCCAACAAGAGCAUUUUUAUGAUGAAAAUAGUAAAUACCCAAUAAAAUCAAGUGUGAGCAUGAAACAUCCUCACACAACAUGGUUACAUUUUAACAAUACAGAAGUAUCCAACUUAUAUGAGACAGCUGUUACUCCCAUGCAAAUCUUGGGAAGGUCUCUCACUCACGCCUUCGCUGUUGCCACUGCUUAUGCUAAGCAGUUGCAUGGAGAAGAAGUAAAAGACCUGCCUGAACCAGUUUACAUCAACUGCAUCCAAACUGACGGACAGAGAUAUCAUUUUGGCGUAUUGGAACUGAACACUUUAAAUGUCGACGGCGACGAAGGUACUAAAAAUGUUUGGUACUGCAAAAAUGAUAUGAAAAUGUAUGAUUCAAGUAGAUACCUCAGUGGCAUACCAGUUUUAGAGAACUACAACCCAGACAUUUAUGGAUAUAUCAAUGCAUUUUAUAAUUGUUAAGAUCACUAGUGUAAAUAAUUAUAUAGUUUAGUAUAUUAAAAUAAUGUUCCACAUAUAUACAAUAAUUUUUAUUUACAAUUUUCGGAAUGACAAUACAAGUACUUGGUUAAAAAAAAAAAGUUUUUCCAUGACUAUAUACUUUAUGCCUUGUAAGACAUUUGCUUUUUUCUUCCAUUCUCAUUACCUGUUCUCAGUAAAAGUAAGCCUUGUUGUUUUACUAAGAAAAAAUCAAAUAUUUUUAUGGAUCUAAAGUAGAUAUAUGCCUUACUGAGAAUAGGUUAACAAGCAUUAACAGAAAUGCAUAUUUGUUACCGUCAUUUUAUAAAUUUCCAGGUAUAAUUUAAAGCAUGAAGCAAAAUAAUAAAAAGAAACUCUAUUACUAAAGGCUAAAGGUUGACUGGUGUCAUAAAUUAAUACAACAUUGCUAUGUAUUCAUGUAUAUAUCGCAUUAUAUUUACAAGAACAUAAAUACAUAUAUUUUAAAAUAGAAUACACAAUGCUUACACAUACCGGAACACUUUGUACAUUAAAUAAUAGUAAGUAAGGAAAUUAGAACAGAAAUAUUAUAACAACAAGCUCAUUUGUCCAAUGUGAAUUUCUGUAGUCGACGUCUCCUUAAUUCUUCGGCAUCAGCAUCAGUCUUAUCUCUGUGAAAUAGAAUUCAUCAUCAUCAUCAUCACCAGCCCUUUUGCGUCCCCACUGCAGGGGGGGGGCUCCGACCUUCCUUAUGGAUGGUUAAGGAGGACGG
Diatraea saccharalis (sugarcane borer) is the source of this 2102-nucleotide messenger RNA. Lineage: Eukaryota; Metazoa; Arthropoda; Insecta; Lepidoptera; Crambidae. The record is from the annotation of a GenBank genome assembly.